Prinia subflava (tawny-flanked prinia) is the source of this 3743-nucleotide messenger RNA. RefSeq names its product thyroid hormone receptor interactor 4 (gene TRIP4). Gene Ontology annotation, cellular component: nucleus. Lineage: Eukaryota; Metazoa; Chordata; Aves; Passeriformes; Cisticolidae. Gene Ontology annotation, biological process: positive regulation of DNA-templated transcription. The coding region runs from base 68 to 1903 and encodes 611 amino acids. The record is from RefSeq and is a predicted model, not a curated record. Gene Ontology annotation, molecular function: transcription coactivator activity; zinc ion binding. The transcript has 13 exons.
GUUCCCGGGGGGAAGGGAAGGGGAGCGUGUCGGGCGGUGCGGCGCCGUUUCCCGUCCCCCGCGGAAGAUGGCGGCGCCCAGCGCGCUGCUGGCCUGGUGUGUCCAACACCUGCGCGGGGACUUCGGGCUGGACGUGGGCGAGGAGGUGGUGAGGUACAUCUUGUCAAUCACGGACGAGGAUGAGAUCCGGGAGUACGUUGUUGACCUAGUGCAGGGCACGGACGGGAAGAAGGGCUGGUUUGUGGAGGAGCUGCUGAGCAGAUGGAGGAAAUCUGCCCAGCUGCCCUCCGAGCCUUUCUCGGCGUUCCGGAAAAAGGACGAGGCUGUGGAGGUGCUGCGGGCUGGGGACCCAGGGAAGAAGGGGAAGCGCAAAGGGCGGAACAGGCAGGAGACGCCGGCGUACACCGAGCCCAGUGCCCACGGGGACGAGGUGAAAACCCCCCUGGACCUGGCCAAGGCCCAGGAGAGCAGCAGCGGGGUCAGCAGCAGCAGCAUUUCCUCCAAGAAGAAGCCCAAGUAUGUCAGCCUGUACACCAGGGAGGGGCAGGACAGGCUGGCCGUGCUCAUCCCAGGCCGCCACGCCUGCGAGUGCCUGGGCCAGAAGCACAAACUCAUCAACAACUGCCUGGAGUGCGGGCGCAUCGUCUGUGAGCAGGAGGGCUCCGGGCCCUGCCUCUUCUGUGGGGCCCUGGUGUGCACUAAAGAGGAGCAGGACAUUCUUCAGAGGGACUCCAACAAGAGCCAGAAGCUGCUGAAGAAGCUCAUGGCAGGUGCUGAAAAUUCAGGGAAUUUGGAUGCCAUAAGCAGAGACUUGCUGCCUCACCAGGAAGCGAGACUCAGAUCAGGCCUGGAGAAGGCUGUGAAGCACAAAGACAAGCUGUUGGAGUUUGAUAGGACAAGCGUGCGCCGGACCCAGGUCAUCGAUGACGAGUCCGAUUACUUCUCCACCGACUCCAACCAGUGGCUGUCCAAGCAGGAGAGGGAAGCGCUCCAGAAGAGGGAGCAGGAGCUGCGGGAGCUGCGCCACGCCUCCCGGCUCGCCAAGAAAAUCACCAUCGACUUCGCUGGCAGGCGGGUCUUGGAGGAGGACAACAGCAUGGCUGAGUACCACAGCAAACUGGAUGAGACCAUUGAGGCCAUGAGCUGUGGUGCACUGAGCGAGCCAGCCAGGAGUCCUGGGGCAGAGGUGACACCAAACUCUGGGGUUUUGGUGAAUCCCCGUCUCCUCCAGCCUGCUCCUUUGUGGGUGGACCAGACUGGUUUGCUGCCACAAAGGAAAACUGUUCAUUCCACGGAGGCUGGCAGCGAGUGUGGCUGGGAGCGGAGCAGGCUGCGGAUCCAGGACAGGGAGCUGCAGGAGAUCUCGGAUGAUGGGUGGUGCCUCAGCCUGCACCAGCCCUGGGCUUCCUUGCUCGUGAGAGGACUCAAAAGGGUGGAGGGCAGGACCUGGUACACGUCUCAUCGAGGGAGGUUAUGGAUUGCAGCUACUGCUAAAAGACCUUCCCCUCAGGAAAUCUCUGAACUGGAGGCCACCUACAGAAUGCUGCUUCAGAAAGAUGUGGAAUUUCCAAGUGAAUAUCCCUCAGGAUGCCUCCUGGGCUGUGUGGACGUGACUGAUUGUUUAUCACAAGAGCAAUUUCAGGAGCAGUAUCCACACCUGAGCCAGGAGUCCGGGUCUCCGUUUGUCUUUAUCUGCACUAAUCCCCAGGAGAUGGUUCUGAAGUUUCCCAUCAAAGGAAAACACAAAAUCUGUUCUCGUGCUCCUUCACUCCCACCUCUGCCUCUGUCUGGCCAUGGGUGGCUGAGGGUGAAGCUGCUCUGCGGCUCCUGCGCGUCUGCCUCGCCGGGUGCAGGUGCUGCCAGUCCCCUCCCCAUCUGUCACAUCAUCUCCUUUGUGUUGUGACACUUUCCUGCUUGGAGAAGGAUCAGUCUAACAGCCUGGAAGGAAGCCGGCUGUGCUGGCGGCUGCCUGUGCUCCCACUCCCACUGCUGGCCCUGCCUUCCCUGCCCUCCAUCCCGACAGGAGCUGUCACAGGAGCAGUGCAGGGGGGCUGUGGAGCUGUGUGUUCACCUCCCGGGAGGGACACGCUCCGUCUGGGUGAUAUUUAUGACAGCCUAGGGAAGGAGCAAGGAAGCCUUUGACCUUUCAUCAGCGCAAGGCGCUGUUUUAAUAGAAGCUGGCAUUGCAUCCCAGGCAGUCAGAAGCUUAAUUCUCCCAGCUGGAAGCAAAGCAGAGGGAAGGUGCCAGCUCACAUCCCCACCUGGGCUUGCUGGCUGCCCUGGUCUCCUUGAAACCUGGCUCAAACCAUGACAAAAUGCCAGUUUGUCCUGUUGGGAAGCCAAGCCAGAGCAGUUUUCCUUGCCAGAUAACAGCAUGGACCUCGCCACAGUGACAUCCGGAUGCUUCUCUGUUGCAAAUUACUUCUUUCUAGCAGCCUGGGGAUGGGAAAAAACCCUAACAUGGCUCAAUUUUUGCUGCCAGGGUCAUUGUUUUUGUGGAAGGGAUGGGCACAGUGUUGCAUCUGGAAGCACAGCUCCUCACAAAUACAUCGCUGUGUAGUUUUAGUGCAUGAAGGCAAAGCUCAUUGGCCUUUCUCAUUGGAGAUUUCCUUGAAUCCAGGCAAAGCUACCCUGAAGCAUCACUUAGAAACCUCCCUCCAGCAGCCAGCAGCUGGAAGAGUGCAGAGCAAAGGACAUGGUGUGAGACGAGAGGCCUUGAAUCAUUGAGUAGAAAGAGCAAGGGACCCUGGGGCUCUUUGCCUUAUUUUUAGCCUUUUCUUAAAGAUUACCUGUGUGGUGUGUGGUGUUUGCCAGCUGGGAGAGCAGAGGAGCCUCCCAAUUUUAGGGUCCAGGAGAAGCAGGCAGGCACAUGAAAUAUAACAGCCCUGGUGACAGGAGGUGGUGUUGAGGGACCAGAGUGUGAAGAGGAUGUGAACUUGCUGCCUUUCUCCUGCCAAAACCACCGUGGUGUGGGGACAGGGUGGUCUGACACACUUCUUCUGGAUGGGCUGGCUCAGCCUGCGUGGGUGCCAGUGGAUGCCACUGGAAACAGCAGUUGCAAGGAGGGGACUUCUUCCUCAUCCAUAGGUUGUGGGGGAAAGUCUUCUCUGGGGUGGCCAAGGGGAUGGAAGAUCUCCCAGAACAUCUUCCAAGAUGUGAAGGACAAGAAGAGGCAGUGUUUUCCCCAGGUCCCACUGGAGCUGCUGCCUGAGCUUUUCUCUGGUGGCAAAGGCAGCAGAUGGCCUUGGAGACCACCACCCUGGCCAGUGGCAACAUGGAGCAGGUGUCCCCAUCACACUGGGUGCCUGUUGCACCAUCGUCCCAAGCUGGGGGUUUGUUGUCCCCAGUCCUCCUUUCGCCGCACCGCGGUCAAACCGGUCCCUGGCGCGUUGCUAGACCGUCCCCAUCUCCUCCGAGCGUAUCAAUGCGCGUCCUGCGGGCAGGCGCAGGGAUCAGUUUCCCCCCUGGUAGUGGCAGGCGAGUGCUGGAUGUUAAUUUACUCUUCUCCUCGCUGAAUUUCCCCCCCUUGGCCGCGUCGGACACGCUUGCCCCUGGCUCCCCGGUGUCGCGCCUGCGGAGGGAGGCCGCGGCGGCUGGAAACGCCUGGCUCCUCAAGCAGGAUAAUUGGAUGUGACAGGAACACACUAACUAGGAGACCUCGCUGCCUCCAGCUCAUUUGCAUUGCAAAUAGCAUUUAAAAAUAAAGAGUGAUGAGGGUUUGUUGUGUUUUUCUUUUUUCUUUA